Messenger RNA from Protobothrops mucrosquamatus (brown spotted pit viper), 336 nucleotides. Its product is annotated as phosphatidylinositol 4-kinase alpha-like. The record is from RefSeq and is a predicted model, not a curated record. NCBI's taxonomy places the organism in Eukaryota, Metazoa, Chordata, Lepidosauria, Squamata, Viperidae. The transcript is spliced from 3 exons. The annotation marks the transcript as partial.
AACGAAUCCUCCAUGUACGAACAGCUCCGGGACGUUGCCAUUGAUAACAUCUGCAGGUGUUUGAAAGCCGGCCUGACCAUCGAUCCUGUCAUCGUCGAAGCCUUCUUAGCCAGUUUAUCUAACCGUCUCUACAUUUCCCAGGAAAGCGAUAAGGAAGCCCACCUGAUUCCAGACCACACAAUCCGUGCGCUGGGCCACAUAGCAGUGGCUCUGAGAGACACCCCCAAAGUGAUGGAACCCAUUCUCCAGAUUUUGCAGCAGAAGUUCUGCCAGCCGCCGUCUCCUCUCGACGUGCUCAUCAUCGACCAGCUGGGCUGCUUAGUUAUCACCGGAAAU